This is a messenger RNA of Tachysurus fulvidraco (yellow catfish), 1802 nucleotides long. RefSeq names its product small integral membrane protein 29 (gene smim29). The transcript has 6 exons. Lineage: Eukaryota; Metazoa; Chordata; Actinopteri; Siluriformes; Bagridae. The coding region runs from base 225 to 596 and encodes 123 amino acids. The record is from RefSeq and is a predicted model, not a curated record.
UAGGAUGUCCACCGAGUUGCCAAAAUCACCGCGUGAGACACGGAGUCGGGUUAAAAGAGAGCAAAUCUGGCAACCAGGAGCACUUCCGCGCUGUUCUGUAACGAUGUAAAGAUCUGCGUCUGCUGUCAGGCAGAUCUAUUCAGGACCAGCUCCUUAUUUACCACCUUGUACAUCAUGCUUGGUCCAGCCCAGACCAGGAGAGGGACGGACCAUGUGGGAGUCAUAUGAACACAGAAGACAAGAAACAAACGAAUAGAGAGAGAGAUAGAGAGAGAUUUUCCCCUGAAAUGAACACGACCACCGAGUCCCCUCACCCGGGCGGAGGAGACGUGGCCCUGACGUACGUGCUGCUCCCGUUUCUCAUCAUCACCUUCGCCGGGAUUAUUCUAGCGGUGGUGAUGUACGUGAAGAGGAGGCAAAGGAUCGACAGAUUACGGCAUCAGCUGCUCCCGGUGUACACGUACGACCCGACCGAGGAGCUGAACGAAGCCGAGCAGGAGAUGUGGAGAGAAGAUGACACUAAGGGCUGGACGACGUCGUACCAACAGCAGUGGCCUCUUCUCCCCAAAAACCGAAACGUUUCACAGAAGAUGUGAUUUAUACUCAGACGCUCGACAUUCUGGAGAAUAAAGUGCACUUCACGUGUGAUUCGGACACGUCGCUCCGGUCUCUUCACCGGGAAACGGGAAAAAAAAAAUACAGGAAGGAAAAGACGGAAAUGGACGAUGCUGCGUUUUCUGCGAUGCAUUUGUUACACACACUGUCACACACACACACACACAAUAAUGCAAAUAGGAAGCCCAUAGAAAGCACAGAAGUGUACAGAAGUGUAUUUAUUCAUAGAGUUGGCUGAUCUACAGUUUAUCGAGGUAUCCCAGAGGUUCCUCAAGGAGUGACGUAGCAGGUCCGAGUAAUGAAGCCAAACACGUAAUGAUACGGAUAAAUGUUUAAAAUCAUGAUAGUGACACAUCGGAUUACAUUUUACAUUUCAGUUUACAUUUUCUUUGCAUUCGCUUGCUAUCCAAAGAUGUGACUACGUCUCCAUGGAAACCAGUUCUGGAUGUGGAAUCUGAAGCAUCACAGAAAUGAUAUGCAUUAUAUACCAUAAUAGUAAUCAUCAUCAUCAUCAUCAUCAUCAUUAUUAUUAUUAAUAUUAAGCCUAAGAGUUCUGAAAAUCAGGGCAGAAUUUUCAGCACUCGCACUUCCUGCUCUGAUACCUGCUGGUGUGGAAGGAUUUAUUUAUUUAUUUAUUUAUUUUUGCUGUUGUGUGUGUGUGUGUGUGUGUAAUGUGUUAUUAUAUCAGGUCGGUCAUCCUUACACUUUAUACAGUUUACUGUUGAAACCUUCUUCGGAAAUGACUUUCUCUGAGAACUCGUAAACUUCUUAUCCAGAGCUGGAAAGUGUGUGUGUGUGUGUGUGUGUGUGUGUGUGUGUACAAAACACACGCCUGCCACAUUUCAGACUUCUUGCUUCCAUCAUGUCACACCAGCCGAAAUGAAAUCCACACCGUUGUCGGAUAAAUAACUUUUUAAAGUCGGCUGUCGAACCGUGACGCUUGCAUCGACCGAUCGUUGGCAGGGAUUACAGGAAACUCCACCCCUUUAACUUCAGAAACUAGAACAAAUCAGCCUCAGGAAACCUGAAGACCUGAACGUGAUGAAACGAGCAUGUGCUGUAAAAUGUACCGAAGACUUGCAUCAUUAUGGGUCAUAAUAUUAAAGAGAUUUAUUAAAUGUUAUAAAAGUAUUGAUUUUUAUUUAAAAAAUAAAUAAAUAAAUAAAUCCACCUUUGUCUAAUCAUAA